UAAAGGGCAUGUACAAGGAUCCAGAAGAAUUGAUGUGAACCUUGAGCAGAAGGUUGUGCGUUCCUGUUUAGAGGAACUGAAGACCUUUCCAAAACGGUUUGAGUCAGCAUUUGUUGAGUGGAGCAGUCCUCUCUCUAACUCCUCUCUCUGGGCAGAGUAUCACAUCAGCUACAUCAACAGCUUUAGUGCCCUGAAAGAGCACAUGGAGAGCUAUAAAGACACCUGCCCAAUUCAGCUGGAGUUGGUUCAAAAAGAAAUAGAUAGACUGACCACCAGUUUGAGUCAAGCUGUGAUGGAGAACUUCAAAACAGAUGUCAAGCCCUUCCUCAGGAGACAGAUGACAGGGAAAUGGUUUUCAUUUGAUGAAGACUUUUUACAGCUGAUCCACAGAACUAAGACUCUUUCUGAACAGAGCAAGUACAUGACCCCAAAACAUAAGCAGGCUUUUGUGAAUGAAGCUCACUUUUUUGUGGUGAAAGAAUAUGUAUCUCAGCUGAUGAAGAAUAACUACUCAUGCAAAAACAGGAAGAAUGAGACAGCUGCCAGUAAGAUCACAAAUCAGUGGGAGGAACUGAAGGAGAUCUUCCAAGAUAUGAACUCCUCCUUAGAUUGGCUCCAUCCAGUCGGGAACCAGCUGAGCAAUAUCAUUGGGUGCAAAAAAAGUGAUGUAAAAAGUAACCUACAGCCAUUAGUUGAGAACUAUCCAGAUAUCAGGAAGGGUCAUCUCUCAGCUGUGCUGUACUUCCGAGGAAUUAUAAGAGGCAGGGAAAAGCAUACUAUACUACAGCAGCUGGCAGAGCUGAAACAGAGAACAGGGAAUACUGGGAAUAGAGAGCAGGCUUUCUUUAGUGAGAUUCAAGCAGCGGUUAACACAGACUGCCUGGCUGGUACACCCUUCUCCUGUCUGUCCUUCAUUGGACCGGACAGCUAAUGCACUUCAUUUUAUUUGAAGUGGAAAUAAUCAUUGCACUGUUUGAAAGCGACCAUAUGUCUAAUGUAUGAGCAAUAAGGAAUGUUUUUAUUACUCUAUGAAUCCUUCAUAGUUUUGAAACAUUGUUGCCUUUUUUGGGGGAAAUUGUUGAGGUAAAGAAGGGGCUAAAAUGUUUUUAGUGUGUUGUGAUCAUAUGUAUGCCAUUUGUUAAUGUUAACUCAUUAGUAAAUAAUGAUACAAUACCACUAGGCCUUAAAAAAUGUGAUAUUUCUAGAUGCCACAUCCUAGUCAAGAAGCUUUCUCAAAAAUGCAUGCCAGUUUCAGGAAUCUUCUACAAACUACUAUAAGCUCACAUUCAAUGUUAAAUUGAUGUCUUUCUGAUUGUCUUCACUCAGAAAUUGCUUAUUACUGCUGUAAGUAGUAAAUAAGUAAAAUAUGUUGUAAAUGUUGUGAACCCUAUCAAAACAUCUUCUCUACACCACCAGUAGUCUCUAUAAACAACAAACAGCAGUGCACUUCCCAAUAUCUACAUGCAUUAUUAUUCUAAAUUACUGAUCAGUUUAGUAUUUUUUCCUAAACAUGUCUCUCUGUUUUUAACAAUUAUUAUUUGAAAACGUUCAUUUGGUUUUAAAUUAAUUUUCUGGAUUUCAAACUUGGACUGUUUUUUUUUUUGGUUUUUUUGACCCUCUAGCGGUUGAAGCGUAAAACUUCAUGCUACUUGCGGAGGAAGAUUGUUGUUGUAAUUAUGUGAGUUGUGCUUCAGCUCCGCUCUAGUCUGCGCGGAUGAAUCUGAUGGCUUGAGGCGCACCGCUGUGGCCAUGCUUACAGGUGAUAAUCACUUUAUUAGUGGAUGGUCACUGACAACAUCAAAGCUUCCCACAUUCCAGUAAAUAAAUAAAUACUUCUAUUUUUUAAAGAAAUAUCAAUAUCUGAAACAUAUAUUUAGUAGGAAAGCAGCUUAUAUACUUUUUGUUUUAAAAAGCAAUGCUGACAUUAUUGCUAUUCAUAUCAGGUAAGGUAAAACGGUGAACACUAUUAAAUGGCUAGUAGGCUAAUUAUAAUAUAUGCAAAUA
Messenger RNA from Sinocyclocheilus rhinocerous, 2004 nucleotides. RefSeq names its product exocyst complex component 3-like protein 4. Lineage: Eukaryota; Metazoa; Chordata; Actinopteri; Cypriniformes; Cyprinidae. The record is from RefSeq and is a predicted model, not a curated record. Gene Ontology annotation, biological process: exocyst localization; exocytosis. Gene Ontology annotation, molecular function: SNARE binding. Bases 203 to 931 code for a protein of 242 amino acids. The transcript is spliced from 7 exons. Gene Ontology annotation, cellular component: exocyst.